Molecule: messenger RNA, 692 nt
Organism: Aspergillus homomorphus CBS 101889
Lineage: Eukaryota; Fungi; Ascomycota; Eurotiomycetes; Eurotiales; Aspergillaceae
Exons: 3
Coding region: 127-600 (157 amino acids)
Source: RefSeq, a predicted model, not a curated record
UUAAAUUUGGCUUGGAAGUGAUCAUCCGCCUCAACGACCAGGAGAAUUACACUAUACCCGAGCCUUUUCAACAAGUGGAGUGUAACCAGUACCCUAGCUUCAGCGUCUCGAAUUCCCCACAAGAAGAUGAAUUGGGAUCCGAGAAUCGGUGGCUUGAUAGUGAAACAUCUCUUCAAUGAAGGAUCGGGCACUAGAAAAGCGAGUUUGGUCGGCCACUCCGGUGGACUGUCCGGCCUGGAUCAAGCGUCAAGAAGAAAGGGGACAAGAGAAUACAGCUGCCGUGAACGACCGAUGAGGCUUGCGCAGCAGAAAGUCCAGGGAAGGCCAAAUAUGAGGAAACCAAGAGAAAGGCAUACGGGCGGCAAGAUUAGAAGACGUCUGGAGAAGGAGCAAGGGCCAAAGGCAUAUUUAUUGGCAGGAUCUGCAGAGUUGUGUUUUAUGUAUGGGCCAAGGGUCUUGUCACUUAUCACGACCUAUGUGAAAUACACCUUGUGGAAUACCGCUCUCUUGCUUAUCUUUGAUUGCCGCUUCACCACUCGCUGCUGGUUUGAAAGAGUCUCAUAUGCUCAGCCAGAGCAAUGCCUUUCAGACCAAGAAUAGAUAUUCUCCUGAUGACUUUCAGUGCUGGCGAUCAGGGGAGGAGUGACAAUUCAUGGUGCAAAAGUUUGUGGAUGGCUAUUAACGGGUUUUGG